AUGGCGCGGCGAUCAAGGGGCGCGAACCAGCGCUCCACCUGGUCCAUUGCCUUCUACCUUCUCCUCGUCCUUGUCGGCGGUCUGAUGCUGGCGAGGACAGCGCGAGCCGCCGACCAGGAGCCGCUCAGCGAGGAUUCGAAACCGAACGCUGUCUCCGGCCCUGUCAUCGGCAUAGACUUGGGAACUACAUACUCAUGUGUCGGUAUCAUGAAGAACGGGAAGGUUGAGAUCAUGGUCAACGACCAGGGAAAUCGAAUCACGCCCUCUUGGGUCGCUUUCACAGAUGAAGAGCGCCUUGUUGGUGACGCCGCGAAGAACCAGUUUGCGUCGAACCCCCACCGGACCGUUUUCGACAUCAAGCGAUUGAUCGGCCGCAAAUUCAACGAGAAGGAAGUCCAGAACGACAUCAAGCACUUCCCCUUCUCCGUCAUCAACAAGAAUGGCCAACCGCGCAUCAAAGUCGAUGUUCACCAGGAGGAGAAGACCUUCACACCGGAGGAGAUUUCCGCAAUGGUUCUGGGCAAGAUGAAAGAGGUCGCUGAGAGCUAUCUCGGUGAGCCUGUCACGAACGCCGUCGUUACCGUCCCCGCCUAUUUCAACGACGCUCAGCGCGCCGCCACCAAGGACGCCGGCACGAUUGCCGGUCUUAACGUCCUCCGUGUCGUCAACGAGCCAACCGCCGCCGCUUUGGCCUACGGCCUCGAUAAGACAGAUCAGAAAGAGCGCCAGGUUCUUGUCUACGAUCUCGGUGGCGGUACUUUCGAUGUCUCCAUUCUCACCAUUGAGGAGGGCGUCUUCGAGGUCCAGUCUACCGCUGGUGACACUCAUCUUGGUGGUGAAGACUUCGAUAACCGCGUUAUCAACUACUUCGCGAAGAAGUACAACAAGGAGAAGAACGUGGACAUCACCAAGGAUCCUAAGACGAUGGGCAAGUUGAAGCGCGAGGUCGAGAAGGCCAAGCGCACGCUCUCAUCCCAAAAGACCACCAAGAUCGAGAUUGAAUCCUUCCACAAAGGCGAGGACUUCUCCGAGACUCUGACCCGCGCCAAGUUCGAGGAACUCAACAACGACCUCUUCAAGAAGACCCUGAAGCCUGUUGAACAGGUCUUGAAGGAUGCGAAGCUCAAAAAGAGCGAGAUCGACGAUAUCGUUCUUGUUGGCGGUUCUACUCGUAUCCCCAAGGUUCAGCACAUGCUCGAAGAGUUCUUUGGAAAGAAGGCUCGCAAGGAUGUCAACCCUGAUGAGGCUGUUGCUUAUGGCGCUGCUGUCCAGGGUGGUGUUCUCGCCGGUGACCAGGCUACCAGCCAGGUCAUUCUCAUGGAUGUCAACCCCCUGACUCUCGGUAUCGAGACUACCGGUGGCGUCAUGACCCAUCUCAUCAAGCGUGGUACUACUAUCCCCACCAAGAAGAGCCAGAUCUUCUCCACGGCCGCCGACAACCAGCCUGUGGUUCUGAUCCAGGUCUACGAGGGUGAACGUUCCAUGACAAAGGACAACAAUCUGCUUGGCAAGUUCGAGCUCACCAACAUUCCUCCGGCACCGCGUGGUGUUCCCCAGAUUGAGGUCACCUUCGAGCUCGAUGCCAACGGUAUCCUCAAGGUCUCCGCUAUCGACAAGGGCACGGGCAAGGGCGAGUCCAUCACGAUCACCAACGACAAGGGCCGCCUGAGCGCUGAGGAGAUCGAGCGCAUGGUCGAGGAAGCCGAGAAGUAUGCUGAGGAGGACAAGGCGACCCGCGAGCGCAUCGAGGCCCGCAACAAGCUCGAGAACUACGCGUACAACCUGAAGAACCAGGUCAAUGACGAGGAGGGCCUCGGCGGCAAGAUCGACGAAGAGGACAAGGAGACGCUCCUCGAAGCGGUCAAGGAGACGCAGGACUGGCUCGAGGAGAACGCGGCGUCGGCCGCCUCUGAGGACUUUGACGAGCAGUUCGAGAAGCUGUCUAACGUCGCCUACCCGGUUACCUCGAAGCUCUACAGCGGAGGUGCGGGCGGCGGUGGUGGCGAGGACGAGGAGCCCGGCCACGACGAGUUGUAG
Messenger RNA from Trematosphaeria pertusa, 2037 nucleotides. Its product is annotated as heat shock protein 70. NCBI's taxonomy places the organism in Eukaryota, Fungi, Ascomycota, Dothideomycetes, Pleosporales, Trematosphaeriaceae. Gene Ontology annotation, molecular function: heat shock protein binding; misfolded protein binding; ATP-dependent protein folding chaperone. The record is from RefSeq and is a predicted model, not a curated record. Gene Ontology annotation, cellular component: cytoplasm; endoplasmic reticulum lumen; nucleus. The transcript is spliced from 5 exons. Gene Ontology annotation, biological process: protein refolding; cellular response to unfolded protein; endoplasmic reticulum unfolded protein response. The coding region runs from base 1 to 2037 and encodes 678 amino acids.